Molecule: messenger RNA, 1707 nt
Organism: Mesocricetus auratus (golden hamster)
Lineage: Eukaryota; Metazoa; Chordata; Mammalia; Rodentia; Cricetidae
Gene: Alx3
Product: ALX homeobox 3
Biological process (GO): regulation of transcription by RNA polymerase II
Molecular function (GO): DNA-binding transcription factor activity, RNA polymerase II-specific; RNA polymerase II transcription regulatory region sequence-specific DNA binding
Source: RefSeq, marked provisional
CAUGGACCCUGAGCGCUGCGCGCCUUUUGCCGUGGGCCCGGCAGCCGGUCCCUAUGCGGCCGCGGGGGACGAGCCUCCAGGCCCCCAGGGGACUUCCGACGCUUCGCCUCACCUGCACCCCGCGCCACCCCGCGGCCCGCGGCUGAGUCGCUUCCCGGCCUGCGGGCCCCUGGAACCCUACCUCCCAGAGCCCGCCAAGCCGCCCGCCAAGUACCUGCAGGACCUCGGGCCCGCCCCGGUACUCAACGGCGGCCACUUCUACGAGGGCCCCGCAGAAGCUGAGGAGAAGGCCUCCAAAGCUGCCAGUUUCCCCCAGCUGCCGGUGGAUUGCCGAGGGGGUCCCAGAGACGGACCCUCUAAUGUGCAAGGCUCCCCAGGCCCCUGCCUGGCCAGCUUGCGAGUCCCUCUUUCCCCUGGACUUCCUGACACCAUGGAGUUGGCCAAGAGCAAGAGCAAGAAGCGUCGGAACCGCACAACCUUCAGCACAUUCCAGCUGGAAGAGCUGGAGAAAGUCUUCCAGAAAACCCACUACCCGGACGUGUAUGCCCGAGAGCAGCUGGCUUUACGCACGGACCUGACAGAGGCCCGGGUACAGGUCUGGUUCCAGAACCGCAGAGCCAAGUGGCGGAAGCGUGAGCGUUAUGGGAAGAUGCAGGAGGGGCGGAACCCUUUCACUACUGCCUAUGACAUCUCUGUGCUGCCCCGAACUGACAGCCAUCCUCAGCUGCAGAACUCUCUGUGGCCCGGUUCAGGGUCUGGGAGCCCAGGGGGGCCCUGCCUCAUGUCUCCAGAGGGUAUCCCCUCUCCAUGCAUGUCUCCAUACUCCCACUCCCAUGGAAACGUGGCUGGCUUCAUGGGAGUGCCAGCCUCCCCCGCAGCCCACCCUGGCAUCUAUUCCAUCCAUGGCUUUCCUCCUGCCCUGGGAGGGCACAGCUUUGAGCCUUCUCCAGAUGGUGACUACAAGUCCCCAAGCCUCGUCUCGCUCAGGGUAAAGCCCAAAGAGCCCCCCAGCCUGCUGAACUGGACCACGUGAUGGGUUACGGGGACACAGAACGAGCUGCUCACUCCUCUUCCUGCUCUCCCCUGCUCCUCGCCCAUCUCUGCCUGGACACCGGACAGCAAACCCUUCUGCUUCCAUGUUCUGGGUGGUUCCAGAAGCUUGGGAGAGAAGCUUCAGGGAUCAGGCUACAGGGUCUUAGCUCUUAAAAAAGGUGGGACCCCCUGAAGAGACUUCAAAGCAUGUAGGACACUUCCUUGUAAACUGGGUCCCCUCGUUCAAAUUGGGCUAGAGACACUGCCCUGUUUUCUCAAGACUAUUUCUAAGUCUGGGGAGCCAGCCCAGGAAGACGGGAGGAGAAUGCAGACUGAGCAGGGAGGAGCUCUCUCUCUGUGGCACUCAGGGCUGGCCUCGCUUCUGCCUUUCUACCACCAGGGGGCGUUUGCUAAGUGCCCGGAGCUGACACGUGCCCAGAGGACAAAGGUCAGCUUAAUAAAAGGCGGGGGUUUCCUCUGCUCCAAGCAUCCCUCAAAUCUUUCUGCCCCGUACCCAGUCUAUCAAUAUACUGUGGAGUCAUUUUCUCCAAGGACGGAAAAGAUUCCACCAAUCAUUAAAUAUUUGGAUUUGCUUUCAUGGGAUCAGGCCAGGGCUAUGCCAUGGAAACCAUAUUGGAUGUUGAUCAAAAUAAAACAGAUUUUUCUAGUCUCUGA